This is a messenger RNA of Larimichthys crocea (large yellow croaker), 2989 nucleotides long. Its product is annotated as serine/threonine-protein phosphatase 2A 55 kDa regulatory subunit B gamma isoform. Gene Ontology annotation, molecular function: protein binding; protein phosphatase regulator activity. The transcript is spliced from 11 exons. The record is from RefSeq and is a predicted model, not a curated record. NCBI's taxonomy places the organism in Eukaryota, Metazoa, Chordata, Actinopteri, Sciaenidae. The coding region runs from base 572 to 1924 and encodes 450 amino acids. Gene Ontology annotation, cellular component: protein phosphatase type 2A complex.
CACCAACCUGAUUUCUCAGUGGGCAGCUGCACACAUACACUGGGACUAAGUUACCUGCCAGCAUCAAAUGGCUACUAGCUGGAGCAGAGAAAUGACCGUGUAGCCUGGUCUUCCCGUGUGUUGGUGUUGUUGGACAAGACAAAGCUCAAAGAGCACAGACUGCAGCAGAACGCAGGGCCAGUAGGAUUUUCCUCCUCACACUGAAACAGCCGAGAAAAGAGAGACAGUUAGCUGCCGAGGAGGAGAGAGACGUUAUUCAUGGAGGAUCCUCUGAGGAGUACCUGACCCACAAGCUGCCCAGUGUGUAGGUUUUCAUCUGGCUCUUGGGAGCAGUUGUGUGGACUCCUACACGCACCCAUCCCUCCUUCGGGACCGGCCCACUCCCUCCCCUACUUGCCCCUCGUCCUCAUUUUAAGGAUAGGAUGCCCGGCUCUGCGCCCCUGUGCUGAGGAGGCGUCGGCGGGCAGCAGUAUGGGCGCUGUGCUGGCCGGCAUCCCCACAACCCCCUCCACCACCGAUCUGCCACCACCACGCUGCCCCACCGAGACGGGCGCUCCCCCCAGCCCCGCCGAUGGGCGAAGACACUGACGCCACCCCGACGCUCAACCACCGCGGCUUCCUCCCCGACCACAACUAUGUGACUGAAGCUGAUAUCAUCUCCACUGUUGAGUUCAAUCACACCGGAGAGCUCCUGGCCACAGGGGACAAAGGGGGCCGAGUGGUCAUCUUUCAGAGGGAACCUGAGAGCAAGACUGAGCCAUUCUCCCAGGGAGAGUACAAUGUCUACAGCACCUUUCAGAGCCAUGAGCCCGAGUUUGACUACCUUAAGAGUCUGGAGAUUGAGGAGAAGAUCAAUAAGAUCCGAUGGCUGCCUCAGCAGAACGCCGCACACUUCCUCCUAUCCACCAAUGAUAAGACCAUUAAGUUGUGGAAGGUGAGUGAAAGAGACAAACGGCCGGAGGGAUACAACCUGAAAGAUGAGGAGGGUCGCAUCAAGGACAUCUCCACUGUCACCUCCCUACAGGUGCCAGUGUUGAUGCCGAUGGACCUGAUGGUGGAGGUCAGCCCUCGGCGAGUGUUCGCCAACGCCCACACCUACCACGUCAACUCCAUCUCCGUCAACUCCGACUAUGAGACCUACAUGUCAGCUGAUGACCUGAGGAUCAACCUCUGGCAUCUGGACAUCACCGACCGCAGCUUCAACAUUGUGGACAUCAAGCCAGCCAACAUGGAGGAUCUGACAGAGGUGAUCACAGCGGCUGAGUUUCACCCCCACCACUGUAACCUGUUUGUCUACAGCAGCAGCAAAGGCACCCUGCGCCUGUGUGACAUGAGAGAAGCAGCACUGUGUGACAAACACUCCAAAUUAUUUGAAGAGCCCGAGGACCCCAGCGCCCGCUCCUUCUUCUCUGAGAUCAUCUCCUCCGUGUCAGAUGUCAAGUUCAGCCAUAGCGGUCGCUACCUGCUCACAAGAGACUACCUGACUGCCAAAGUCUGGGACCUCAACAUGGAGAGCAAGCCCCUGGAGACAUACCAGGUUCACGAUUACCUCCGCAGCAAGUUGUGUUCCCUUUACGAGAAUGACUGCAUCUUUGACAAAUUUGAGUGUGCCUGGAACGGCUCGGACAGUGUGAUCAUGACCGGAGCCUACAACAACUUCUUCCGCAUGUUCGACCGCAACACAAAGCGUGACGUGACCUUGGAGGCAUCAAGAGAGAGCAGCAAACCCCGGGCUGUCCUGAAGCCACGGAGGGUCUGUGCUGCCGGAGGAAAGCGCCGGAAGGACGACAUCAGUGUGGACAGCCUGGACUUCACCAAGAAGAUCCUCCAUACAGCCUGGCACCCGAGCGAGAACAUCAUCGCCAUCGCUGCCACCAACAACCUGUACAUCUUCCAGGACAAACUCAACUCUGAGAUGCAUUAAUGAACGGAUGUCAGCGGUGGACACAAAUGAGUUUACACCUGAACACACAACUAUGCCAGAAUGUACACAUUUACGGACAUAUACCCACAGGAAUAUGCCUAACACCCCUGCACACAUAUACGCGAUCAGAAACCACACACACACAUCUAGGUCUACUUCGACACACUCCCUCACCUCCUCCCCAGCCUCCCAGAACUGAAAGGACCUAGAAAGGGCUAGAAAGGGAACAGGCUGGAUUACACAGUGGAUUAUGGAUUGCAAAAUUGUCUGGACUGUGGAUUUCUCGAUUGUUAACCUCUGGAUUGUGCUUGAUGGUGUGUUUGAUUGCUACAGCUCAGCUUCUGAGGGGGAUAACCCCCCCGCUAGACUGGAGAGACGUUUACAUGUUUGUAUUUUUAUUUAUUUAUUCUUUUGGUUCUUUAGCUUUCUCCACCUCCUCUCCCUCCUCUCCUUUUUGUAUUUGUGUGCUCGAGCAAGCAAAGCCUAUUCUUAUCCCUUGCCCACUGUUUUGUGUAACAAAAACCCUUCGUGGUUGUCAACCAGCGGCACUCAUCAAAAAUGGGCCAUUUAUGUAACAGGCUGUUUGUUUGAUUUCAGAUCAGCUACCCAACUUCUGUUUUGUAACUUCUUGUUAAAUGAUGUUGAUGAUGGUAAUUAUGAUGACAAUGAGAAUUUCAAAUGAUCUGUGUGAUGUGCAAGGAUGAACUCGGAAACUCUCCCCUCAACCCAAGUGCACCCAGACGCCUCUGAGCUCAACUCGACCGUGUUCAGUGACGUACAAAACAUUCACAGUCCUGCAGAUAGAAGCAGAAGUUAGUAGGUUAUAACACCGCGGCAUAAUUGAGGACAUACUCUCAUGUUUGUGCUCCACACACUGUGUUUCAGUCGUUAACAUUUUCUCUGCUGAAACGAGCCCUUCAACAUCAUCAGAUUGUGGAUUCUGCUUCUGGUCUGGGGCUCCGUCGUGUGCUACUUUGCCGUUAAAUACAACUCAAACCAAGCAAAAAGAGAAAAAAAAAAACAAUUAAAAAAUGAACAAAAUAAUUUCAACAAUCAAGCAAAAAA